GCGAUAAGAUGCCAAAUACCUUGUUGCCGUUUUGCAUUCUUUUGUGCUCCUAUAUGGUAUCUUGUAAAAGAUAUUUACUGUAUGACGUUUUCCACGGAGAAGGAUUCAAUUUGCGGCGAGACGUUUAUAUCAGAGUGUCGAAUCUGGUGCGCUUACUUAGACAGAGUACCCCGGACGAUUCUAGCGUGGACGUCGACUGGAUAUUGGUAUUGCCUCCUUGGGACUCCCUGCCACAUUGGUCGACCGCUUUGAAAGGUUUCGGAAACUACACAGCUCCUACUCGGAUGCUGCCUUGGGCGCACUUCUUCCAUUUGCCCAGCUUAGCACAGGUCAUCCCUGUAAUGGAGUUUGAAGAUUUUCGUAUCAAAGUCUUGCCUACAUUCUCUCCUUGCGGGAAAAUCGAUUUGACCUUACAUUUAUUUAGAUCUUUCGAAGAAGAUUCCAUUUACCGCAAAAACGAAGUUCGAUUUUGCACAGAGUCCAGAAGAGCAGCUUACAAGGCUAUGCAGUUAGUUGAAUCCGAUUCGUCCUGUGUCCUUCCACGCGCCAUCGAUGGUCCGACAAGCGUCUUGGCUGAAAAUCACGACUGCAUCACUGGUGACCUACAGCCACUAUCCCUGGCGAAAUUUUUGAAAUCGCUCACUCAAUCAGACUCUACAGCGAAACCAAUCAGUUCUAUCCUCCUUACUUCAGCUGAGACGAUUAUCCACGGACUGUGGAGCGAAUGGAGUCCAGAAUAUUGGACAGUUCGUCGCAGUAUGGUGUUUUCUACACUUCUGAGAAAAAUCGGCGAUGAAUUUCGUGCCGCUCACCUGAAUUCGACGGACGUCUCCGAUCGCACUGUGCAACCGACUCCUGUAGCCGGAGGUGGUGAUGGCUCCGCCUGGCUGCGUACUCACUGGCCUCUGUCUCCCGCUGUCGGUGGCCCAUAUGUUUCGAUUCACUGGCGUCUAGGUGACUACGUCCUCCCUGGUGAAAAUCCGUGGAAAAAUACCCCAUCUCCCGAGCGAUUAGCAAACCAGCUUAUUCAAGUUCUGUCCCAUUGGAAUAGUCCCCCAGCUAUCUCCAUAAAAACAGUCUUCCUCGCCACAGAUGGAACGCAUGCCGAGGUAUCCGCAUUGAAGCAUUCACUGGGUCCGUCUUUUCGCGUGGUUCAAUUCAUUCCCACGGAAUCCCAGUGGGGUCAGUUGGGCCCCGGUGGUGUGGCCAUUGUGGAUCAGUGGAUAUGCUCACAUGCUGCAUACUUCCUCGGUACGAAUCCGUCCACGUUCACUUUCAGGAUUGUGGAGGAGCGCACUAUUAUGGGGUUUACAUUCGCUUCAACAUUCAACAAUCUUUGCGCUAACAACGGAGCAAGGUUGUACGGCAGUCUCGAGCCGGAUGAACGUGAGUGUGAAGGUUUGACUGCUUGGCCAGUGGUGAUCGAGCCGGAGUUUAGCGCUCCCUAUGGGGAAAACCACUCACACAACGAGUUAUGACAGUUUCCGGUCGUGCCGAAUACACUUACCAAUCUGCUGUACCGGUGCUUUUUGUUCAGUAAACAUUUCUGAAUCGGGUGACAUUUAGAAUGA
Messenger RNA from Dicrocoelium dendriticum, 1571 nucleotides. NCBI's taxonomy places the organism in Eukaryota, Metazoa, Platyhelminthes, Trematoda, Plagiorchiida, Dicrocoeliidae. The record is from the annotation of a GenBank genome assembly.